AUGGGAUUCUGCUGUGGGCCUUCCGAUGUCAAGGUGCUCCCAAAUAACACCUCCUCAUUGUCGUCAACGUCUUCCUCAUCGUCAUCACCCGCUAAAGAUUCUGCCGACGGUGGCAAGAAGAAGCAACAGCAAGGUGUGAAGAAGGAGCAGGGGAGGGAGAAGAAGAAGAGCAACCUUGAUCGGGCCGCCAUGGCUACGCCCCGCCUCCCCUUCCAUUCUCGACCCGGGGGCAAUUUAAGCUCAAAUUAUUAUGAACCAAAUGCAGGGUGGAAGCCGCAACACGACAUCGAUAUGGUCCUCGGGCUCCGGCGCCGACUUCAAUUGGGCCUAGACUGA
Triticum turgidum subsp. durum (durum wheat) is the source of this 336-nucleotide messenger RNA. The record is from the annotation of a GenBank genome assembly. NCBI's taxonomy places the organism in Eukaryota, Viridiplantae, Streptophyta, Magnoliopsida, Poales, Poaceae.